AUGCCUGUUAAACAGCUAACUAAUCUGGCUUCUUUCGAAAAUGAGCUUAAGUCGGCGCACACAAAAAAUAAAUUGCUAGUUGUAGACUAUUUUGCAAAUUGGUGUGGACCCUGCUUACGAGCCGCUCCUAUUUUUGAGUCACUUUCAGACAAAUAUGCGUCAUCAAACGUCAUAUUUGCCAGGGUUGAUACUGAUUUAUCACCAGAUAUAUCAAGUAAACAUAAUAUAAGUCGAUUGCCAACUUUUAAAUGCUUUGAAAAUAUGAGCUGUGUAUGGACUGUCACAGGUAGGUUAUGGCUUGAUCUGAAUGAGGUCACAAGACUUAUUGAUGAAUCAAUAGUGGAAGAUUCUGUAAGAGAAAUAAAUACGUGCCAAGAUUCUAAUGCGCGUUUGAGAGCUUUAGCGGCAUUGAAACGAAUAGCCGGAAAUAUUAUUGAACAUCCUUUGGAAAAAAAGUAUCGUUCAAUAAACUUGAGCAACAAGCUCUUUGAGUCAACUCUUCUUGUUGUCCCUGGGGCAAUGCAGUUUUUAUUCUCUAUGGGGUUUACGGUACUUUAUAGCUUCUCCAAUUUUGAAAACCUUGACCUUAUUUUUAUAAAGUUUAAUUGA
Messenger RNA from Protopolystoma xenopodis, 609 nucleotides. NCBI's taxonomy places the organism in Eukaryota, Metazoa, Platyhelminthes, Monogenea, Polystomatidea, Polystomatidae. The record is from the annotation of a GenBank genome assembly.